CUAUGAAGAACGCAAUCACUGUGUUGGUUUUGGUUAGCCUCAUAAGUAUUGUAAAAUGCCGUAUAAUAGGAAUCAACAUAACAAUCUCUGGUGUGGACGACGGUCCAUCUAAGAACCUUCCACUCAUCGUGUCCAUUACUAGCGGUGCCGAAAACUCAACACAGACUAUAGAAUCGACAACCCAAAAUUCAGUUGUUGCUACUACCCUGGCUCCUAGUGUUGCUGCUCCUGCAAAUUCCACUAGUCCCCCUACUGCUACUUCUGCAAGUUCGGUUGUUGCCAGUACAGCUUCUAGUGCGGCUGGUAACAGCACAGCUGUAGUUCAAAGCGCUGCUGUAGUUAAGAGUACAGCCAGAUAAUUUUUUUGAGAUAAUAAAUUUGGUUCAAAAGAUAUUAAUCUUCUGUAUCCAUAUUUAUUUUCUUAUGUAAUAUAUUAGUAAUAAAAUUAGAAAUAUGUAUGAGCAAUUAUUGCAAUAGAUUUUAAUAAGAUGUUAUAAAAUGGAGGCUGUUUAUUUAAAAUUUCUUCGUUUAAAUAAAGAAACCUAAAGUGUUGCCAGACAGACAUAAAAUACACAAUUUUAGUGUAAGUUAUGUAAUAUUUAUUUCGUAAUUAAAUAAAUAGCCAAAAGGUAUAUGUCUAUUAUUUUUCUGAUUAUUUUAUUAUUAAUAAGAAAGAAAGUAAUAAUGUAAGUAAUAGUGACAUACACUAUUUAUUCUUUUUAUUUUAAAUUAUUUUAAGUCGGAGAUAGUAACUAAAUGAAAAAAGCAAUUAACUAGAAAUUUAUAUAUAUUUUUUCGGUUCAUCCGGUUAUAUUUUUUUCAAAUUUCCAUAAAUAAACACCACAAAACUCCCGAACAUUGAUAUCCUUUUCUGGGACAUUUAUAACUUACACCUGGCAACAUCAA
Molecule: messenger RNA, 906 nt
Organism: Manduca sexta (tobacco hornworm)
Lineage: Eukaryota; Metazoa; Arthropoda; Insecta; Lepidoptera; Sphingidae
Exons: 3
Coding region: 3-359 (118 amino acids)
Source: RefSeq, a predicted model, not a curated record